AGUCUUGCACAGGUGCACCAGCUCCUCCCCUUCAGUCUCGCACAGGUGUACCGGCUCCUUCCCUCCAGUCUUACACAGGUGUACCAGCUCCUCUCCUUCAGUCUUGCACAGGUGUACUGGCUCCUCCCCUUCAGUCUCGCACAGGUGUACCGGCUCCUCCCCAAAAGUCUUGCACAGGUGUACCAGCUCCUCCCCUUCAGUCUUGCACAGGUGUACCGGCUCCUCCCCUUCAGUCUUGCACAGGUGUACCGGCUCCUCCCCUUCAGUCUUGCACAGGUGUACCGGCUCCUCCCCUUCAGUCUUGCACAGGUGUACCGGCUCCUCCCCUUCAGUCUUAUACAGGUGUAUCGGCUCCUCCCCUUCAGUCUUUGCACAGGUGUACCGGCUCCUCCCCUUCAGUCUUGCACAGGUGUACCGGCUCCUCCCCUUCAGUCUUGCACAGGUGUAUCGGCUCCUCCCCUUCAGUCUUGCACAGGUGUAGCGGCUCCUCCCCUUCAGUCUUGCACAGGUGUACUGGCUCCUCCCCUUCAGUCUUGCACAGGUGUACCGCUCCUCCCCUUCAGUCUUGCACAGUUGUAC
Messenger RNA from Staurois parvus, 579 nucleotides. NCBI's taxonomy places the organism in Eukaryota, Metazoa, Chordata, Amphibia, Anura, Ranidae. The record is from the annotation of a GenBank genome assembly.